Molecule: messenger RNA, 547 nt
Organism: Uranotaenia lowii
Lineage: Eukaryota; Metazoa; Arthropoda; Insecta; Diptera; Culicidae
Exons: 2
Coding region: 8-505 (165 amino acids)
Source: RefSeq, a predicted model, not a curated record
UUGUAAAAUGAAAUUCUUAUUGUGCCUUGGUCUGAGUUGCAUUCUAGCGGUUUCGCAAGCCGCAGGUUCCCAAAGUUUAGCAUCUGCUAUAGCUCACCGGAUAAAAAACGGUCAAAUUGUCGUUGAUACCAUUGCUAACAAUGCCCAGGCCCUCAAGAACUAUAUUGGUCAACCCAAGCUGGAUGCUUACCUGAAGACCGAACAGGACAUUCGGAACUUCCUGUCGGUAAUUUCGAAGAUCCAGCUUUCAGAUAGCGACCUGGCGACGCUCAUUCCACUGGUUCAGAAAAAUGCCUCCGAUGCCUGGCAGCUGUAUGGAAUGUUCAAGGGAACGUUCCUCAAAAAGUGCUACGUACCAGCCUUCUCUGGCAUUAGGUCAUUCUUUUGGCGAGUCCAGUACUUUGCCAAUGGAGUGGCUAAAAUAGUCGAUAAGGCCAAUUCUGCCGAGCUGACUGCCGCAUAUAAAGCCAUUUUGGACGACGUGCAAACAUUUAAGAAACUGUAGUCGGUGAUCCAUCUGUUUAAAUAAAAGGUGUCUGUUGAAAUA